Messenger RNA from Ostreococcus tauri, 1695 nucleotides. RefSeq names its product Glutathione S-transferase, N-terminal. The transcript has a single exon. Bases 1 to 1695 code for a protein of 564 amino acids. Lineage: Eukaryota; Viridiplantae; Chlorophyta; Mamiellophyceae; Mamiellales; Bathycoccaceae. The record is from RefSeq and is a predicted model, not a curated record.
AUGACACCGAGCGAACGAACGGUUGAAAGCGCGACGGAUGAGCAAACGCGCGCGGCGGCGUUCAGAGCGCGCGUGGAGGCGCAGUGCGAGGCGGUCCGGGACGAGGCAAGACGCGCGACAGAGAAGGCGAAGGAAUUGUUCGAGAGAUACGAUUCCUCGGGAGCGACGGCGAGCGAAGAGAGAGCAACGCAGAUGGAGACGCGACCGGAGGCGCCGCCGGCAACGCCGGUUGAGAGAUCAGGCGUUGCCCGCUCCAUGAGCGCUGACGCCGAAGAGCUCGUCAGGGCGCUGCUGCAGAGUCGACGCGAGCGCGAGGAGCAGGAGACAACGGCCGAACGCGUGGGAUCGGAUAACGACGUAGCCAGUCCGGAUCCCCUGAAUUAUGGAUUCGAACAAGCACAACUUCGAGCUGAGCUGGAAAAAGUACGAGGCGAAGUCAUCGUGGAAAGACUGAAGCUCGAGGCGCUCAAGAGGGAGACCAAGGACGCACUCACGGCGCGCGUCGUGGUGACGUCCAACGAUGAAGACAAAGACGUAGAGAAUAAGAUAAAUUCAACGCGCACGCGACUAUCACUCUUAGAGGACGAAGAGGCGCGUUUGGCGGAGAACUUGGAGUACCAACGAAAGAACUCCGCGUGCGUUCGCAAGGCGUGUCAAGAGGAGGAGAAACGGUUGCGUAAGCAUCUGGAUGAGGUCAGAGCGGAGGUCGAGAACGAGACCGCGCACAUGCAAAAGUUGAAAUCUGAUACGCAAGUCGCGGCGAAUAUUCUCGAAGAGCACGAGUCUUACAUAGAAAAGGUGCGAUCCGAGCUUGAGGAGCUUGAGAGGGCUGUUGAAUCCAAGUCGGCAAUGCUGAGAGAGCUCGACGGAGAUCAGAGCACACUUGAGCAGGAGUUGGAGGAGGUGCGAGCUCAGCUCGAUCAACAGCGCGAGUUGGGUACACAGUUGUUGGAACAAGAGCAACAGGCCAGAGAUACCGCUGAAAAAGCGACGGAGGCGCUGAAGACAGAAGUCGAGCAACUCAAGGAGGAGAAGAUCCGAUGCGAAGCGGACAUCGAGAAAUCUCAGGAGGCGCUUGCUGAGGCGGUUCAGCUUCUUCAACUCGCGAAAGAGACGGCUGAGAGAGAAAUGUCAUGGAACAUGAUGAACGCGAUGACGCCACAGUCCUCGUGUCAAGUCAGUCGCCUCAGAUCCGAUAUUUUUGACAGCGCGCACAACACGCCACACGAAAGUCCGAUUAUGGACGUCAGAGGGCGGCGUCUGUUUGAUGACAGUCCCACGCCCGCAUCUGAAGAAGAAAAGGCAUACUACCGUUUGAUGAUGAUCGAAAAAGCGGCCAAAGACGCGGAUGUUCGUCGUGCAGCGUCCGAGACGGCCGCACAGAAUGCAGAAAUACGUCUGCGAAGAAUGGUUGACUUCAUGAAUCGCGUCGGCAGGUCACCUUCGUCGACAGCUUGCUCGACGCCUUCUAGACCGGCCUCUCCGCUCUGCAUGGACUACCCUAUCUAUCAAUGCUCACAGACAGCCAGCGUUAUCAACUCCCUGGAGUCUCUUCGCACUCAGCUCAAUUUUAGGGCAAAGCAAAGCGACGCACAGUCGGAGCAAAAGGCGUCUUGGCGCGCUGCAAGCACGCCUCGAGAGGAACUCCGCUCGAAGCUCGAUCAACUUGUCGCAGAGAUCAGGCGAGCACGUUAA